Molecule: messenger RNA, 1314 nt
Organism: Hyposmocoma kahamanoa
Lineage: Eukaryota; Metazoa; Arthropoda; Insecta; Lepidoptera; Cosmopterigidae
Product: alpha-(1,3)-fucosyltransferase 10-like
Exons: 1
Coding region: 1-1314 (437 amino acids)
Cellular component (GO): membrane
Molecular function (GO): alpha-(1->3)-fucosyltransferase activity
Source: RefSeq, a predicted model, not a curated record
AUGUCCUUCGACUUACCGUCACUCGGUGUUCUCUCACAAACACGUAAAUAUACACAAGAUCAAAAUAGACUUCACGACCUAGAAAAAGUAGCAAAAAUUGUUCGGGCUGAUUGUGUGGUAGACCCUGGCUCAUUAUCACCCAGUACUCUUUCAGAAACACGAGGACAUUCACGUACAGUUCAAGAAGAAAUCCCAAAAAUUGUUCGCUGGGAGAAACGCUAUUAUUUAAACCCUAAAGAUACAAUUAUGACUUGUGAUAAUGUCAAAUGUGAACGACUAGCUUAUCCAGACAAAAUUCCUCGUGACCUCAAAGGAGCUUAUAUUUUUUAUGGAAUUAGCAUUAAUUUCGAUGACUUACCUCUACCACGACAUGCUGAUAAAGUAUUUUGGGGCCUAUUACAUGAAGAAUCACCUCGAACGGUACAUUUUUUUAUGUACGAAAUAGGGUUAAGUCUCUUCAACUACUCGAGCACUUUUAGCAGAUACAGCGAUGUACCAUUCCCAUUGCAUCAUUUACGUUCAAUAAACGAUAUUACCAGUAAGAAAUAUUUUAUAGAGACCUCGAAAAAGAAUUCCAUGCUCAAAGAAAUAUCACCGAUUAUGUAUUUACAAUCGAACUGCGGCACUUCGACUGAAAGAGAUUCGUACGUUAAACAACUCAUGAAAUAUCAGUUGAUAGAUUCGUAUGGAUAUUGUUUAAAUAACAAACAGCUUCCGGCCGAAUUUAAAGGCGAUUACAUGCAGAUAUUUGAAGACGAUAGAUUCCUUAAGUUUGUUGCGAGAUACAAAUUUGUAAUAGCAAUAGAAAGCGGCGUUUGUGAUGAUUAUGUAACCGAGAAACUUUGGCGAGCAAUCCAUGUGGGUGUAGUACCUAUUUACUUUGGAUCACCCUCAAUAAAAGAUUGGCUUCCGAAUGACAAAUCAGCCAUACUCCUCCAAGAUUUUCCUACGCCACAAUUACUCAGUCUGCAUAUCGAUCAACUUAUGCAAGAUGACGAAAUGUAUGAAACGUAUCUGGAACACAAAACUAAAGGAAUUAUAACAAAUAUGAAACUUGAUCAUGAACUGAAAUCGCGACCUUAUCAAAAUGAUAGAGAUAAAUUGUUUAAUGAGUUUGAAUGCUUUAUGUGUAAGAAAGUACAUCAGUUGGGAAAUGGCUCUUACAAGCAAGUUAUGACUAAAAAGCAUUAUAACUGUCCGGAACCAAUUUCAGCUUUAACUCAAACAGUAAAUCCGGAAAAUAUGCACUUGAUUUUGAAGGACAAUGAAAAAUAUAAAGUGUUACGAAUCUAUCAUAAAGUUAAUGGACUUUAA